Messenger RNA from Acanthochromis polyacanthus (spiny chromis), 11612 nucleotides. It is a transcript of the gene nav2a, whose product is annotated as neuron navigator 2a. Bases 678 to 8258 code for a protein of 2526 amino acids. The record is from RefSeq and is a predicted model, not a curated record. Gene Ontology annotation, molecular function: ATP hydrolysis activity; protein binding. NCBI's taxonomy places the organism in Eukaryota, Metazoa, Chordata, Actinopteri, Pomacentridae. Gene Ontology annotation, biological process: neurogenesis; nervous system development. The transcript is spliced from 40 exons.
GAGGCAGCGAGUGGACUGUGAUUCAGUCACAGGCUGAGCAGUCGCUGAAGGACAUAGUCGCUGUGUCGCUGCUGCUGCUGCCUUUUCUGUUUUAUCUCCAUCUCUUCUCUUCUCCCCUCAUCGAAGCUUGGCCUCUCCUCCUGUCGUCCUGAAGCGAUGGUGUAAUUAACGGGGCUCUGUGGGAGAGGAACCGCUCUGCCUCCUGUAGGAUCCUUUUGCCAAUCGCUGACUCUCGCCUCAGUGCUGGAAAUAAAUGGAAGGGAACACUCGCUCUGCCACCAGGCAACUGGGGAUUCCUCUGACUGUGAAGUGGGAUUUUUGAUUUCUCUUUCUUGGACUUUGCAGAGUGAAUUUCCAUCUGGACGUUUUUUUUUUGUUGUUGUUUUGUUUUGUUUUUUUACAGAAAACUUUGAGGGUUUUCUACAUUAAACAAACUGAAGUUCUCUACUUGGCAGCAGGAAAACAGGUGGGAUUGGUGGGUUUUAAAGCUCCACAGCUCAGCCUCCUGCUGAGAUCCACCAGGACCCUGACAAAUCGCACUCAGUACUUAAGUCAAACUGAACUCCACACCCUCACACUUAGAAGUAAACGAGGAAUCUUUCCUGACUGGAGGCUGGAUUCCCAUCUCGGCGUGACGGGGAGGAGAGCGUGCACUCAUUAGGCGGUUGGGGAAGAAGAUGCCAGCCAUCCUGGUGGCCUCAAAGAUGAAGUCGGGACUCCCCAAACCCAAACCGGUGCACAGCGCCCUGCCCAUCCCCCAGACCCCCAGCAGGCCGUCAGCUCUGGCUCUGCCUCCGGCGCCGCUCAAGACCCACAUCCCGUCUCUGGGCCAGCAGGUGGGCUCGAGACCCCCUACAGUUUCGAGAGGAAACGCAGCAGAGUCAGAAAGUGUCGGAAACACUCAGAUUUACACGGACUGGGCCAACCACUACCUUGCCAAGUCAGGACACAAGCGUCUGAUCAAAGACCUGCAAACAGACGUCACAGAUGGAGUGCUGCUGGCUGAGAUCAUACAGGUCGUAGCCAAUGAGAAGAUUGACGACAUCAAUGGCUGCCCCAAGAGCCGUUCUCAGAUGAUUGAGAACAUCGAUGCCUGCCUCAGUUUCCUGGCAGCCAAAGGAGUCAACAUCCAGGGUCUGUCUGCAGAAGAGAUUCGGAAUGGCAAUCUGAAAGCCAUCCUUGGCCUCUUCUUCAGCUUGUCCCGCUACAAACAGCAGCAGCAGCAGGCCCAGCGUCAGAACUCCCAGCCGGCCCUCCCGGCCCAGUCCCAGAGCGCCCACCCUCCCCUGAGCCAGCAGAGCAGCGCCCCGGCCCAGCUCGGCCACCCUCCGCAUGGGACUCCGGCCCUCCCAGCCCAGAAAGCAGCGCAGGCCGAGAUGCAGUCCAGGGAUGGGUGUCAGAGUAAACUGCUCAAGUUUUCCCUUGGUCAGAAAAAGACCUCUAGACUUCCUGGCCCCACGACGAGGGUGUCCACUGCCGGCGGUGACAUCCCUCCGAGAGGUUCGGUCAGCGCUGCUGGGAACCGACGCAGUCAGGGCUUCAGUGACAAAACCAAAGCCAACUCACACCUGAACAAAGAUUCCUCAGAGGGCAUGACCUCACAGCCGUCGGUGAUGACUGAGCAUGCUCCGUCAUCUGCAGUGACCGUCAGCUCCUCCACCAGCAUCCCAGCCACUACCUCCACACUGAUUCCUCCCUCCUCAUCCACGGCCAUUCCUCAACCCAACAGCAACAGCAAACCCUGGAGGAGCAAGUCGACCAGCUCCAAACACACCUCGUCCAAUUCCCCCACCUCCACGAGCCCCUCCCCGACCGCCAUGCAGUCCGUCAAGCAGGAGAAGGACACCUCCAGUAAGGGUGCUCCAUCAACAGAAGCUCCGCCUAAAGCUGUCACUCAGAAAUCAAUGCUGGAGAAGCUUAAACUCUUCAACAGUAAAGGAGGCUCCAAAUCUUCCACCACGUCCUCCAAUGGAGUAUUAGCCCAGACGGAUAACGCAGCCCCAGGCAGGCAGCCCGGAGUGGGGCAGGUGGAGAGAGCUGAGACUGGCUCCAACACCGACCCCCUGGAGGAGGAUGAUGGCAACGUCCGGCCGGGACUGAACGGGACCAGCAACGGGACGGCCUUCGGAGCAGCUCCAUCAGCAGGUACCACCGUCUCUACGACUGCCAGCAGCCCGAAAAUCGCUCUGAGGGGCAUCGCCCAGCGCACUUUUAGCAGAGCUUUGACUGCCAAGAAGGGUUCUGUGAAAGGCCCUGAGAAAGACAAGGACAAGGAGAGGGGGAAGGAGAAGGAGAAAGACAAGGAUAAAGGGAAGGAGGUGGGCAAACGCACCUCCGUCCCUGACAGGACAGAGCUCAGGGGAGAGGAGAGCAAGGACGAAGCAGCAUCUACUGCUGUAGACGCCGACGGCUCCAACAAAAGGACCUCUAAAAUUGCCAGUUUCAUUCCUAAAGGGGGUAAAGUGGCCAAAAAGGAGAGCUCCAUGCCUGCACACAGCGGAAUACCAAAGCCGGGAGGUAAAGCCCCAGGAGUCGGGGGCAAAGCCUCCUCAGUGAAGGAGGCGGUGGAGAGGCCUCGGAGCAUGAGGCUAGGAGGGGGGCUGGCGAUGCACCGUGGCCCCCUGGACAGAGACAGGGACAGCAGACACUCCAGCUCUACCUCCAGCCUGGCCUCCACAGAAGGGAAGAGCAGCGCCGCCCCGGUGGCCGGAGGAGGCACCACACAGAGCACCGCCAGCAACACCGUCAGCGUGCAGCUACCUCAGACCCAACAGCACCACAGCCACCCCAACAUGGCCACCGUGGCACCUUUCAUGUACAGAUCCCAAACGGACGGCGAGGGAACGGUGAACGCCGAGACGGGUUCAGGAGGAAGAGGUGGAGACGUUUCCUUCACCAAGACCAGCCAGACCUCCAUCGAGGACCUCUCAGGUGAAGAUCCAGAGACAAGGAGGUUGCGAACUGUCAAAAACAUAGCAGACCUGCGGCAGAACCUGGAGGAGACCAUGUCCAGCCUGCGAGGAACUCAGGUCACACACAGCACCUUGGAAACCACCUUCGACGGCAGCGUCACCACAGACAUCAGCAGCGGCGGUGGAAGCGGUGGUGGCAGCGGCAACAACAGCGGAGGCAGUCGAAGCAUCCUCAGCCUCACCUCUGCCCGCCCAUCGCUGUCGUCAUGGCGACUGGGCCAGUCCAGCCCUCGUCUGCAGGCGGGCGACGCCCCCUCUCUGGGAAACGGCUACGGCGGCCGGGCGGUCGGUAGCCAGGGAGGACGCUACCUGUACCCCGGCCACCUCCGGAGGCAGCUGGCCGGCCGGGGAGGAGCUCUGUGCAGCGUGGAGCUUGGAGACAGAGCCGGGGAGGACAUCGACCUGGACGGCAUCACCAUGGAGGUGACGGGAUACAUGAGCGACGGAGACGUGCUGAGCAAGAACGCUGUGCGCACUGAUGAUGUCACCAGCGGCUACAUGACUGACGGAGGUUUGGGUCUGUACACGAGGCGUCUCAACCGCCUUCCCGACAGCAUGGCCGCCGUUCGAGAGACGCUGCAUCGGAAUACGUCGUCAGGACAGGGAGAUGCUGACAGCUGGGAUGACAGCAGCUCUGUGAGCAGCGGCAUCAGCGACAACAUCGACACAGAUGACAUCAACACCAGCUCCUCCAUCUCCUCGUACGCCAACACGCCGGCAGCACAGCGCAAAGGCCUCAACGCGCAGCCUGUGACGGAUGCAGAGAAGCACUCGGCCUCUACAGCGGUGCACCAGUCCUGGUCGGGAGAUGAGGUGAAGAGGCCGGACGGCGGGUCAGACAGCGGGGUCAGGAUGGAGCCAGGAUCCAAAUGGAGCCGCCGGAACCCCUCCGACAUCUCAGAUGAGUCCGAUAAGGGAGGCUCAGGCAGGAAGACCCCCUCGGUGUCCCACACAGGCUCCUGGAGGAGGGGAAUGAGCACUCAGGUGGGGGUGACGUCCCCCCGGACCAAAAGCACCGGUAGCACCGGAUCUACGGGCUCAGUCGGCCUCAAGACCCACAGUUCAGGUAAAACGGAUGAUGUCAAGGUGUCCGAGAAAGGUCGUCUCUCUCCUCGUGCUAACGGCCUCCACCGCUCGCCGUCAGAUGCCGGACGCAGCAGCGGCGAUGAAGCCAAGAAACAGUCGAUCCCCAGCAGCCGCACACCGACCACAAACACACUCACACACACAGUGUCAGAUCCACACUCCCAGACGCACACGCUGACCUCACGGACCCCAACCAGCACCUUCGGCUUCAAGAAGCAGGGUCCCGGGAUGGUUACCAUGGUGACCGCCAGCGGUGCCACCAUUACCAGCGGUUCAGCCACCCUGGGGAAGAUGCCUAAAUCGGGGGGCCGCUCACUGUCUGGAGGGCUGAAGGCUGGCGGGCAGGAUGGAGGCUCCAUCCUGGGACACCAUGACGACGGCUUCCUGCCCAUGAGCGCCCGCUCCACGCUGCAGUACCGCAGCCUGCCCAGACCCAGCCGGUCCGGGGCAGCUGCCCGCAACGGGAACCGAUCCUCCACCAGCAGCAUCGAGGCCGCUGUGCUCUCCAUCACCUCACACGGGAAAAACUCCAUCAGCUUAGCCAAGGCCAACGGCUCAGCAGGGCUUCUGGCCAAUCAGACGGACCGAGAGAAGGGGGUCUCUGACAUCGACAACCUCAGGAGCGGAGCGGCGAUGCAGAGUGGAGGAGCUGCGACGGUUCCUCUGACAGGAAGACAGCAGGUUUCUUCACCGACGCUUCGCAGGUUAUUUGGUGGGAAGCCCAGCAAACAGGCUCCAGUCACCACGGCUGAGAACAUGAAGAAUUCUACCGUCAUCUCCAACCCGCACGCUACCAUGAACCACGUGGCCACGGUGCUGGAGUCCCCUGACGGAGGGCUGGCCAGCGUGGACAUGGACACCAGCAGCUCCCUGUUUGGAGGCCGAGCGCUGGGAUCAGGCAUGGGGACGCUGGGCAGCGAGCAGGCCUCCAGCCCCGGCUCGGUUUACUCCUCCACCGGACCCUCCAACAGCCUGACGUGGGGAACCACCUUCAGCAGCUCCUCCGUCCCCAGCAGGGAGGGAACGUUGGGCGGCCACGGCGGAACAGGCAGCGUGGGUUUCCCCUCCGUCAGCAGCAUGCACACCAGCAGCGAGUCCAUCGACAUGAGCCUGGGCAGCGCCGGAGGAGGUGGUGGCCUCUCGACCCACAGGGAGGAUACGCUGUCAGCUCUGGGCCGAACCGGCAGCAUCAAGACCGGCAUGUCUGAGAGUCCCCUCUCCUCCCCCUCAGCUAGCCCUAUAUUCAGCCGAAACACGCUGCCUCGGAAGCAGGACAGCGGGCCACAUUGUGGUAGAAACACUCUGCCCAAGAAGGGACUCAGGUAUGGACCGUCGCCACAGCUGCGAGGCCACGAGGAGGCCCGUGAUUGGCUGCGCUCCCACUCCACCAGCGGGCUGCAGGACUCGGCCAGCAACUCCCCGUUCUCCCCCGGAUCCAGCCUCACCUCCCCCUCCGGCACCCGCUUCAACUUUGGACAGCUCGCAUCCAGCCCGACCUCAGCAGCUCAGAUCAACCUGGCCGGCAUGCGCACCAACAGCCUGACCAAUCAGGACGUCCCCUUCGACCCGUGCGGCGACAACCGACUGAGAAACUCCUGCAUGUCGCUGGACGAGAAGACUCGCACCAUGAGCCGGUCUGGAUCCUUCAGGGACGGAUUCGAAGAAGUUCACGGAUCGUCUCUGUCUCUGGUCUCCAGCACUUCUUCCAUCUACUCCACGAAUGAGGAGAAGUCCCAGUCGGAGAUCCGCAAGCUGCGCCGGGAGCUGGAUGCCUCCCAGGAAAAAGUUUCCGCCCUCACGACACAGCUGAGCGCCAAUGCUCAUCUGGUGGCAGCGUUUGAACAGAGUCUGGGUAACAUGACCAUCAGACUGAAGAGUCUCACCCUGACAGCCGAGCAGAAGGACUCGGAGCUGAACGAAUUGAGGAAAACCAUCGAGCUGCUGAAGAAGCAGAACGCCGUCGCUCAGGCUGCCAUCAAUGGAGUCAUCAACACACCUGAACUAGCACCUAAAGGGGAUCGGACAGCUGGCACUAACGGUAGUCCGCAGCAGCAGCAGCAUCAGCAGCAGAACCAGCCGCCAGACCUUCGCAUCAGGAGGCAACAUUCCUCAGAUAGCGUCAGCAGCGUCGCCAGCGCAACCAGCCACUCCAGCGUGGGCUCCAACAUGGACGCCGACGCCAAAAACAAGAAAAAGAACAAGAAGAACUGGCUGAGAAGCUCUUUCAAACAAGCGUUCAGCAAGAAGAAAUCUCCCAAAUCGGCCUCAUCGCACUCCGACAUCGAGGAGAUGACCGACUCGUCGCUGCCGUCUUCACCGAAACUGCCUCACAAUGGAACGUCAGGCACUGGACACAUGCUGAGGAACACACACUCCAACACACUAUUGUCGGAGUGCUUGGACAGCGAGGCUGAGACGGUGAUGCAGCUUCGCAGUGAGCUCAGGGAGAAGGAGAUGAAACUGACCGACAUCCGGCUGGAAGCUCUCAGCUCUGCACAUCAGCUGGACCAGCUCCGGGAGGCCAUGAACCGCAUGCAGCUGGAGAUCGAGAAGCUGAAGGCGGAGAACGACCGUUUGAAGCUGGAGAACCAGGGCAGCAGGACGGGCUCCCAGGCCUCCAUCUCGUCCUCUCCUCCCCCACACACCCACAGCCAGAACCCAGGACCUGGACCUGGACUCUCCCAGCACAGCCUCAACCUCACCACCAGCGAGUCCACCAGCCUGGACAUGCUGCUGGACGACACCGGCGGUGAGGGAGGGAUGAGGAAGGAGGGACGACACGUGAAAGUUGUCGUCAGCCUGGAUGAGGACAGAAAGUGGGGAGAGGAGGGCCGAACUCGUCAUUUCCUGAUUGGUUGCAUCGGCGUGAGCGGGAAAACUAAGUGGGACGUCCUUGAUGGAGUAGUCAGACGUCUUUUCAAGGAGUACAUCACCCACGUGGACCCGGUGAGCCAGCUGGGUCUGAGCUCAGACAGCGUUCAGGGUUACAACAUCGGAGAAAUCCAUCGACCCAGCAGCCCCAGCGCCGCCCACACGCCUGAGCUGCUGCCCUGCGGAUACCUGGUGGGAGACAACACCAUCAACAUCCAGCUCAAAGGUGUGAGCAGUGAAAACGUGGACUCUCUGGUGUUCGACACUCUGAUCCCGAAGCCGAUGCUGCAGCGCUACGUGUCGCUGCUGAAGGAACACAGACGAGUGAUUCUGUCGGGACCCAGCGGAACAGGAAAGACCUACCUGGCCAAUCAGCUGUCUCGACACCUGCUGCUGCUGGAGGGUCGACCUCUGACCCCAAAUGCUGUCGUCACUUUCAACGUGGACCACAAAUCCAGCAAGGAGCUGCGUCAGUACCUGUCGGGUCUGGCUGAGCAGUGCAGCAGUGUUCCAGGAUCAGACAGCCCUCUGGUGGUCAUUCUGGACAACCUGCACCACGUCAGCAGCCUGGGAGAAAUCUUCAAUGGCCUCUUCAACUGCAACUACCAGCACUGCCCCUACAUUAUCGGCACCAUGAGCCAGGCUACGUCAUCUGCCCCAAAUCUGCAGCUUCACCACAACUUCAGGUGGGUGCUUUGUGCCAACCACAUGGAGCCAGUUAAAGGAUUCCUCGGUCGCUAUCUGAGGAGGAAGCUGAUCGAGACGGAGAUCGGCAGCCGGACACGCAACAUGGAGCUGGUGAAGAUCAUCGACUGGGUGCCGCGGGUUUGGCAUCACCUCAACCGCUUCCUGGAGACACACAGCUCCUCCGACGUCACCAUUGGACCCCGUCUGUUCCUGUCGUGUCCCAUGGACGUGGAGGGAUCCAGGGUUUGGUUCACCGAUCUGUGGAACUACUCCAUCAUCCCCUACAUGCUGGAGGCCGUACGGGAGGGACUGCAGCUGUAUGGCCGCAGGGCUGCCUGGGAGGAUCCGGCUGCCUGGGUGAUUGACUCCUACCCCUGGUCAGCUACGCCUCCUCCAGCCGACUGGCCUCCACUGCUGCAGCUCCGCCCGGAGGACGUGGGCUUCGACGGAUACUCUGCCCCCAGAGAGGGAGUCAGGAAGGAGCCACCACAGAGCGACAGUGACGCAGACCCACUGAUGAACAUGCUGAUGCGUCUGAAGGAGGCGGCGACGUCGUCGAGCCCUCAGAGCUACGACAGCGACUCCAACAGCAACAGCCACCAGGACGACAUCCUGGACACGUCGCUGGAGUCGACCUUGUGAUGCCUGAAAACGCAGCACUGGGAUCUGUUUUAUGAAGAAAAAAAAAGAACAUUUUUAUUAAAAAUAAACUUUUCUCACUGAGUAUAAUUUCAUGCCACAAAAUCCAGCCACCUUAAUUUGGGUGCAGGUAACCCGAAUACAGAAACUAAAGAAGACAAAGUAAGACGGUUAAAAUUGCAUUUCAGUAAACGGGCAACAAAAGUUUCUACUUUUUCUGCACUGCGCUGUUUUUUGUUUUUUUUUCACCGCUGUGGCCCGCGGCUCCUCUGUCAGGAGCCAAACAGACAGAAUAAAAGCACACAGCCUGUCCCUGUUGGUGAGGCGUCAUCAUCACCAUCAUCACCAGCCAUCCGUUGACUGAAACACCAGCCAGGAGUCCUCCAUCCUCCCCUGAGCCGCAGCGUCACACCAGCUCAUCAGGCCACAAAACUCCAGCUGCAGUGAGCCGGAGCUGCCUGCAGAUGGCGAUACAAGCCCUCGUGGUCAAACUCUGCUCCCACCUGCUGAGAAACACGAACUGCUGCUGCAGAUUGGACGGAUUAACAGCCAGCCGCUUUCUGCUCCUCGUCCACCUCAUAUGGCUGAAGUUGCCUGUGUGAUUGCUGGAGGACGAAUCGAGCCAAAGUGAAUGUUAAGUCCGACAACAAAAAGCAACUUCUCAGAGAAAUCCUCCGUUUUACAAACAAAUUACAAUAUGUGUCAAAGCCAAGACAAUACUGAUACAAAGAGCUCCUACAGCAUAGUUUUUGCAGAAAAGAGAUGAGAACUGGCGUGUUUCUAUCUGCAAAACCCCUAAUUGAAUAUGUUAGCAAGGAAAUUAACAAACAGCGUGGCAAUAUCAAAGUGCAUACAAAAAAAAUCUAAGGAGAAAAGCUUCAAUAUUUGGACCAGAAAUACUCACCACAAUUCCUGCUAUACUUAUUUUUUGAUUGGAUAAACAGACAGUAGUCAGAUUUACUGAAAAAACGCAGUAGGUAGUUUUACAAAUGUCAUUUAUUAACGUCCUUGAUCUCACAAAAAGGCUUUUACAGUGUUUGAGGUAAAAUCCUUGAAUUAACAAACUGAGUUUUAAACCUGAACUCUGAGUUUAAUAAUUCUGAGCUGUCAAACUCACAGCUUUUGGUUUCAGAGCAAGUGAUAAUGAGUUGAAUUAUUAACAAAUAACUAUUGUUAGUUAACAAAAACAAGCUGCAACACAAAUGAUUUGUUUUGACAUGGUGACAAUGUCUCAUAAUAAUUAUUAAGGCUAAAAAUAUGUUCCGAUAAAUGAUCAAUUAUGCAGAAAAAAGCGCCAAACAGAUGAUCAUCAGUCAAUAAAUACAUCCAAGCAGGGUCGGAGUAUUUAAGCCUCAAAGUUAGCUAGUGCUUCAAGAAAUGUCUUUUCUGACACUUUCUUCAGUUAAAUGGGAGUACAAACUCAGGGUUAACUGAUGAAAAUGUGCACGCGAGAAAGUUGGUUUGACAGAGUGUUGCCUCAGAGUUAAGCUGAAAUUGAGCUGACUCACUAUGUAAUACGGAAAACCUCAAAUUUUCUUUCUUGAAAUCUGACUCAAUUCUCAGUUUUCACUAAACCUGCUUUGUGAAACAGAUUCUGCUGAGCUUCUGUCUGCAAAUCUAUAAUGGCAAACACGGUAACAAGUAAGUCAGAAAACACUGUGUUGACUAUGUGUAAGCCCAUGGGGAAAAAGAAUCUGAUUUAAGGAGACAAACUUGGUCAGUGGAACCAAAAAUACUCACCACAAUCCUCCCCAAUGUUUUUUUUUUUUUUUCAUUUGUAGUUGGUACAUCAUAUGUUCUUUCCAUGAAGGUUUCUCAUAACAGAGAGGGAGUUGUUCCCUCCAAGUAGUUCCUUUGAAAUGAUGCACAGUGCAGAGGUUUUAUGAACUGAACACAUACAACAAAGCUUGUCAACUUUAGCCAAAAUCUGAUUCACAGAAUAUCUUUAAAUUCCUGCAAACUGGGGAAUUAGCAUUCACCAUGGCUGGAUUUGUCCUUUUAAACUCUGACAGUGUUUGAAAUAAUGUCCUGUGUGUUGUAGCAUCCGAUGUAAUUUCACUAAUAACGCCUCUACCACUUGCUUUGACCCCUUAAUAAUCCCUCGAGAUCUCCACGCACAUUGGCCCAAGCAGGCUGUUGUAGCACAAACCCCCUUUGGUGCUGGACUGAAUCCAAACAAACAAUGCCUUACUCUUUUCUAACAGAUUAUGUGCAUUAGCCGAUGAUUCUUUUUUUUUUUUUAAAGUCUAAAUGGCUGUAAACUUAACAGGGCUCCAAGUCGACUCGCCGUCGACCUCUCAUCAUAUCAAUCACCAAUGCCGUGGGAUUGAAGAGAUGCGAAUGAGAAGCUUUGGGUUUCAAAUUAAGUUGUAUGCAUGCAUGACCCACCAGCUGCUGGGACAAUGGUGUAAAUAUCUGGACCGCUAGCGAGAAAGAAAACUAUUUAAAUGUGAUUUUGUUUUGGUGCUCGAAAUCAGAACUUGUUGCAGGUUGAUUGGGUGAGGGAAAGUUUAAGAAGAUUUUAUACCUCAUCCCCAUCCUAUAACUGUGCUUUUGCCAUGCUUCUUGUCUGUUUUGAUUAUGUGAUGUGAUGAACAGAACCGUCAUAACAAACAUGUUGAACUAAUUAAGUGAAAACUAGUGUAUAUGCUGCUUUGUUUAUAGUGAUAUAAUUAAUCAGAGGUUAAAGUUAUAAAAGGUACUUUGUUGUGAGCCUGCCUUUUGGUAAAAGGCGGGUGGGCGGGCGUCUAAAUCCGGGGUCAUGUAGUCCAGCAUGGCUUCCAUCGCUUUCAAUGUUUCUGUCACCGAUCCUAUGCAACAUUCAUUCUGAUCUCCAAGUGGAAGCCAAAAGCCGAAUGUGUGUUUGUCCCCCCCGAGCAGUACUGCCCAGAGACGUACAGCAUGGAACCAGAUUUGUGAAGUUUUGAGGCCAAUGUUCUUUGUCCAUGUGUGUGUGUUUGAUAAAAGGAUCUCCUGCUACUGUCCCUGUAAGCACAAAGACUGAUUCUGUUUGUCUGUGUUAAAGCCUGCUCAGAGAGGUGCAGAUGUCGUCGAAACAUUUGACAUUUUAUUACUCACAAACUCAAUGAAUGUUUAGCCUUCUUAGCCAUGUACAUUUUUUUAUAUGUAACAUAACUGUGUAAAUAGAUGAUUAUCUCGCAGCAUUUUGAUGAAUUUUUCUAGCCGAUUUGUUACAGUACUUGAAAAGGAGUAUUUUGUGUACAGUCUCUUUACAUCAGAGCAGAUUGAUGCGGUUUGUCAUCGCUGGUCUGUCCAGGGCUCGGAGAAUUUAAUCUAUCACUGUACUAGUCUUAAGUUAUUGUGAUUCAAUAAAAUUAAUGAUUAUUUAUGAUUGAA